CAGCAGAGCCUCCAGUGACAACCAUACUCCCGGAGCUCAAAGACACAAGGAGUAGCAAUCCAAAUCGGGGACUCCUUUGAGACUUUGAAAGACUCUCGUGAUGCUGCCAGCAACAUUCAAGCUUUGCGCCGGCAUUUCCUACAGACACUUGCACAACAUGACAGGUUUGAAGAGGCAAGCAGCCGUAGCCAUUGUCCAGGAACUGAAGAAAGUUGCAUUUUCCAGGCUUGGCCCUACCCAGUGGAUCAACAAUGUACACAGAAGGAGUUCUCUUCUAGGUUCGAGGCUGGAGGAGAACCCUUUCAGUGACAUGGAGAUAUCCUACAUCAAGCAAGGAGAGGAAGCUAUCCAGAAGUCUCUGAAUAUUCUUGGCGAUAAAAGCGGCUGGAAAACUGAGGCGGUGAUGGGCAAUGGUGACAAAGUCUUGAGCAAAGUGUUGCCUGACGUAGGGAAGGUUUUCCAGCUUGAAGUAGUAGUUGAUCAACCCCUAGAUUGUGUCUAUGAGGAGUUAGUGGAAAAGAUGGAACAGAUGGGAGACUGGAAUCCGAAUGUUAAAGAAAUCAAGAUUCUCCAGAAGAUUGGCAAAGAUACCGUGAUCACUCAUGAGACCUCAGCGCCAACUCCUGGCAACGUAAUUGGUCCACGAGACUUUGUCAGCGUCCGGUGUUCCAAACGGCGUGGUUCUACAUGCCUCUUAGCAGGCAUGUCAACCACCUACACCGCCAUGCCAGAACAAAAAGGAGUUAUCAGAGCGGAAAAUGGUCCCACAUGCAUGGUUCUUCAUCCAGUUCUAGGAAAUCCCUCACAAACCAAGUUAACCUGGCUUCUCAGCAUUGAUUUAAAGGGAUGGCUUCCAAAGACACUAAUCAACCAAGUUCUUUCUCAAACCCAAAUGGAUUUUGCUAACCACCUCCGGAAUCGUUUGACCAAAUCUACAUCUGCGCAAGCCCUCAGAUACUAAAAUUUUCCCUCCUGGCAAAUUUUUCCUGAAUGAUGGUCUGACUUCAGCCCACUAACGAAUCACUGACUGAAGACUGUAUCCCAGAGAAUUGAUGAACACCACUCUUGAACUUCACUCUUCUCUCCUGUUUAUGUUACAUCCUUAGGUUUAAGAGCCUUUCCUUAGAAAGAGGUGCACAAAGUUUGUGUUCAGGGCUCUGGCAGAAUAAGAUACCCGCCUCAGGUAGCAGGCGCUGAAGGUGAUACCAAGUGAUAUCAAUGGUGGCAGUUUGCUGGGACUCAAAAGGCUAGCUAUUGCUUGAUGGGCAAGGAGUUGCGUCUUCUAAAUUCUGAAAUGCAUAACGCAAGGUAAACUAUACUGAGAAGGCUGCCUGAGUCUUAAGUCAGGGGUGUCAAACUCGCAAAGUCUCGUGAUGUGUCGCAACGUGUCGUGACUUUUUCCUCACUGCCAGCAAUGGGGUGAGUGCGGUUUCGACAUGACGCAUCCUGCCUGUGUUUGACACCCCUGGCUAAGUUUGACACCCCUGGCUAAGUGAUAGGCUACAAUAGGACACAACUAGAGUUUAAGACUAAAAGAGGAAAAAGCCAGCAUCUUUGAUGAACAGAUUACUGUUCCACCUGGACCAUACUGCACGGACUCUCUAUGCCGGGUUUAUUAUGCAGUGUGCUUGGAGUGGGUUAAUCUAUCUUGGCUACAUGCCAGGUUUGAUCUGUAACCUCUUCAUUUUAAGCAACUGACAGGAACCAAGAGAUGAGAAAGCUUUGCAGGAUUUGGAGAAUUAUGCCAACAAGUAACUAGGCAGACAGUCUGACUUGCAGUAAGGCUGUUCCAAAAUACUUUUAUAGGGAAAAGUAUCAUGUCCAGAGUGAUGCCUUAGUUAAAAGAUGCUGGCCAUCACCUUCUCUUAAUAUCUUGACUCAUCCCAGCUUGGCAGCCGUUUUUUUACAACCCCCCCCCCCCAAAGCUGCUACAGAGGCAGCUGUCAUAUCCUCCCCCAUCAUUUGCAACUUCCUAUUUCCAUGCCAGGAUAUCACUACCAAUGGAAGAUCUGACAGGAGCCCAACCUGUCUCUUUUUUCUAUUUUUGACUACUAUGGAAUGGCUCCUAAAUCUAGGACAAGGUAAAGAUUAAUUCAAGGGUCACUAGUUCCUAUGAUACUGUACACUUAAGUGGAGUUAAUUGAAUUCUGCAAUAUUGGCUUUAUUUAAGCUGACUUUAAAUCUAACUCCAUUAGUUGAUCUGGUCAACUAAUGUUCUUUUCAUAUUUUCACAGAACAUUAAGUCUUCAUGAAUUCAGUUUAAGUGUGCCGUGGGAAGAGAAACUAUGCAUAGUAUUAAAUUAUGGUCACUGCCUAAUUAUUGUUGGAGAGUAGAUCUUUCCCAUCCCUUCCAUCUUCUGCCUGAUUUGUUUGCUGCCCUUUGAAGGGCCAAGAAAUCAAUCAGAUAUUGUUUCCCACCUUUUCCUAUUUUCUUCUUUGAAGACGGAUAAAAUGGGAAGUUCCAAAGAUUAGCAUGAAGAUAAUUCACCCAUCCUUGGCAAGUAAGAUAGACCAGUAUUUUUUAAACUUGGCAACUUUAGGCUAUGUGGACUUCGAUUCCCAGAAUUUGUCAGACUGCAUGGAGUUUGAAAAAACACUGGAAUACAUGCACACUGUUGUUAACUCUUGAUGCCAAUUCCGUCCUAGGCUUUUCAAACAUGCUACUCAAUUUUGUCUGAGCUUUAGUCUAAAGGGAAGGGUGAAAAGUUACUUGUUUUUCCCCCCAGAUCAACCAAAACUGGCAGAUAGUCCUUGUCUGAUAAUAAUAAACAUCAGAGCUGAUGGUAGCUUAAGUUUUAAAAGCCAUGUAACAAUUAUGCCCUCCAAAAUUUCACAAUAGAAAACAAAGUCAGUUUCAAGGAUUUGCAACACUGCUGUUUACUUGCUACGGAACUCCGCUUAUUCUGCCCUUGUAAUGUAUUGCAGAAGCUUAAGUCUCUGCUUGCAACGAAUCUGGAAAAAAAAAAAA
Molecule: messenger RNA, 2968 nt
Organism: Crotalus tigris (Tiger rattlesnake)
Lineage: Eukaryota; Metazoa; Chordata; Lepidosauria; Squamata; Viperidae
Gene: STAR
Product: steroidogenic acute regulatory protein
Exons: 7
Coding region: 101-961 (286 amino acids)
Biological process (GO): regulation of steroid biosynthetic process; intracellular cholesterol transport; steroid biosynthetic process
Cellular component (GO): mitochondrion; mitochondrial intermembrane space
Molecular function (GO): cholesterol binding; cholesterol transfer activity
Source: RefSeq, a predicted model, not a curated record